Molecule: messenger RNA, 1142 nt
Organism: Ooceraea biroi (clonal raider ant)
Lineage: Eukaryota; Metazoa; Arthropoda; Insecta; Hymenoptera; Formicidae
Gene: Archease
Product: protein archease
Biological process (GO): tRNA splicing, via endonucleolytic cleavage and ligation
Cellular component (GO): tRNA-splicing ligase complex
Source: RefSeq, a predicted model, not a curated record
CCCGUCAACGGAUCAGCUGAUCGCCUCACCCACGUGGUGGAAUCAGCUGUGCGCGAACAUGGACGGAUUGUCGGAGGAGGACUUGGAGAUACCGCCUGCCAAAUAUGAAUAUCUCGAUCACACCGCGGACGUGCAAUUGCACGCGUGGGGCGACACGUUGGAGGAGGCCUUCGAGCAAUGCGCGAUGGCCAUGUUCGGCUACAUGACGGACUUGGGCCGCGUGCAAAUCACGCAGGUCCACCACGUGGAAGCUGAGGGUCACGAUCUUCAGAGUCUGCUUUUCCAUUUUCUAGACGAGCUACUGUUCAUGUUCAGCGCCGAGCCAUUCAUCGUCUCGAAGAGAGUAAAAAUCACGGAGUUCGACGUGCAGAAUUUCAAGAUCAAGGCGACCGCAUACGGCGAGGAGUUUACAAUCGGCAAGCACACGCAAGAGGCCGAGGUGAAGGCCAUCACGUACUCGGCGAUGGCGAUCCACGAUCGUCCGCAGCUGAAUCAGGCCGAAGUCUUCGUGAUCGUUGACAUAUGAUCAUGAUCGACCAGCGGACGUACCGGGGUCCCGUCGCGCGCAUUUUGCCGACGUUCCGUCGACGCGGCGCGGCGUGACUCCGGACAGCGCCUUGGCAGGGCGGGAGGGGGGGAAAAAAGAUGGGGAUGACUGGUCCGAACGGAGGGUUGGAGGAAGAUAGAGGGAGGCGACCGAAGGGCGAGGAAGACGGGACCAUAUGCCUUCCCUACGUACGACACGAUCCUUUGUACUUGUUUCGUAGGGUUCAAAUAAAUACGUUACGAAGAAAGCACCAGGCCCCCUUCUUGGCUCGGGAUCCAGGCACGUACCAAGAUCGCCGGGAUUCCUCGAGACAAUUCGAGGAGUCAAGAAAUAUCCGCUUUGUGGCGCAUUUUCUUUCUUAUUUAUUAUUUUUUUAUCACGGACUAGUUUGACAUAUUAUUUAUAAAUAGCUUAUCAAGCAUGUUGUAGCUUGCACAAUCUGACCAGAUAAGAUUCGCCGCAGUCAGUUAUCGAAUGUACAUGUACCUCUCGCGAGCACAAUGUGAGACUCGCGCAGAUCCUGCUAAGACGCAAUAAAACUCCCGGCAGUUUAGCGGAAAUAAAGAUCCACGUAUGUCCCUGGUCGCAAAACUGA